Molecule: messenger RNA, 902 nt
Organism: Xenia sp. Carnegie-2017
Lineage: Eukaryota; Metazoa; Cnidaria; Anthozoa; Malacalcyonacea; Xeniidae
Product: 2-methoxy-6-polyprenyl-1,4-benzoquinol methylase, mitochondrial-like
Exons: 6
Coding region: 30-869 (279 amino acids)
Biological process (GO): ubiquinone biosynthetic process
Molecular function (GO): methyltransferase activity
Source: RefSeq, a predicted model, not a curated record
AUUCAUAUUUUCCCGCGUGGAGCAACAAAAUGGCGGCUCAGAAGAAAUUUUUGCUAAAAACAUUGAGAGCCGCUACAGCUAAUAUUCGAUGCAACUGUCAUUCAAACGUUUCACAAGAAACACAUUUUGGAUUCGAGACUGUUUCAAAAUCUUCCAAGGCAGGUAGAGUGCAUACGGUGUUUGAAAAUGUUGCGGAGAAAUAUGAUCUGAUGAAUGACUUAAUGAGUGGUGGGAUACAUCGAGCUUGGAAAAAUUACCUCGUAUCACAAAUUAAUGUAUUGAAUGGCAACAGAAUGCUGGAUGUGGCAGGGGGCACUGGUGAUAUAGCCAUGCGAUAUAUAAAUCAGUUGAAGUAUCACAAUAAAACGCUGUCCACAGGUGAUAUAGUUGUCUGUGAUAUCAAUCAAGCAAUGCUUGAUGUUGGAAAAAUAAAAGCAUCUAGACUUGGAUUAAGUCAGGAAAUAAUUUGGGUUUGUGGAAAUGGAGAAGACUUACCAUUCCAAGAUAAUUCCUUUGAUGUGUAUACCAUUGCAUUUGGGCUACGAAACUUCACGAACACUCAAAAAGCAUUGGAUGAGGCUUACAGAGUUUUAGCACCCGGGGGUAAAUUUUUGUGCCUUGAAUUCAGUGCGGUAAAAAAUCCUUUCUUAAAAAGAUUGUAUGAUGAAUAUUCAUUUCAAGUAAUUCCAGUAAUGGGAGAAGUAAUUGCUAAGGACUGGUCAUCAUAUCAAUAUUUGGUUGAAAGUAUUCGUCAAUUUCCUGACCAGGUUGAAUUUUCAGCUCUGAUAACAACAUCAGGUUUUAAAUUUGUUAAAUAUGAAAAUUUAACUUUUGGUGUUGCUGCCAUUCACUCCGGCUUCAAGCUAUGACAUUUUGUUAAUUACAAUGUUUUGAACAAUGUA